AUGGCCUCAAGUACAGACACCUGCAUGCGGAGCGAGCACUUCCAAUCCCCUGCAAAAGAUCAAUGUCACCCACUUGAUGCCCCAGCUCUACAAGGAGUCCGCUGGGCCUUUAGCAUCCUAUUCCCUUUCUGGCUUGGGUGGGAGGAGAGCACCUCCACAGGUGAUGAAAGUUGGUUGGACUUUGGACGCCAUUGGUGCCCAGCUGGUUUGCUGAGCGCUUUGAUCGUUUGUGCGGCUGCACAUGCACACAGUGCUCGGGUUGCACUUGGCGAGGACGAGGAGAAGGAUCCAGGAUGGAACGUUGAUUGGCCCCGGGCACUUGGAUCUUGGCCUGAGCCCAAGAGUGUGUUUGGUGAGAGUUCGGGCAGGGCUAUUGAUUCGAUCUGA
Molecule: messenger RNA, 387 nt
Organism: Durusdinium trenchii
Lineage: Eukaryota; Dinophyceae; Suessiales; Symbiodiniaceae
Source: the annotation of a GenBank genome assembly